AUGAUCCCAGAGUAUCUGCAGAAAGUGCUACAGCGGUUGCCUAGUUUGAGUGAGGGAUCCACACAGGUUGGGGAGAAGUACAUCGCCUCUCUGGCUCAGCCUCUAGACAGUGCCCAAGCGCUGCUUUCGUCUUUGAGGUUGCAGCAAGUGAACAACAACAGUGUGGAGGAGUGCUUUCGAGCUAAUAUCGGAACGCUGCACCCGAACAACGCCAACCUAGUCUUAAGAGACCUAGGAGAAUUGGCGACGCAGUUUUCGGGAUGCAUUCACGCGUGGCAGACGCCCUUGCAGCAACAGGGAUGUACGCCCACACAGCAGAGAGCGAUCAAGGACUACCACACGGUAGUCGCGAGGAUGCUGUCAGUGCAGAGGGAACUGUCUGAACGCAUAUUGAGACCACAAACGGCCCAAGAUGAGCGGGAGCAUUAUCAGCUGAUAUACUGCAACACGAUUAGCGCGCAGUCGAUGCUGCUAGGGGCACUGCAGAUAACGAUGAACCAGUCAAAUAAUCGGAGUACGGGGGGGACGUCAUCGGAAAUACCGCUCACGAUACAUGCGUCGAUCUGUAUCAUUCAUUCUUAUUGUUUUCAUCGCUGAGAAGUUGCUCUUGGUUCACACUACAAAGUGAUAUCCUUAUCCACAGUGUUACACACCAAUGAAUAGCAAGUUCGUUCACAGAAAUACUGUAUCUGUAUAGCACUGCAACGACUCUCGUCCCAAACAAACAUGAACAUCAUCGUCAAAAAGGAUCCACAGGUGCCCGAGCCAAUCAGUCCCGGUUGAAGAAGGACAACACUGUGGGACCCGCUACAUUGUUGCAGGCUAUUUCAUGUGAACUCUUUGGGGGUGAUGUGGAUGCCCCAGCAGCCGCACAAAUGAUGCACAUGGAUGGUAGUCAGGCAGCGCCUUCACAAGGAUCCAAUUCGGUACUAUUCAUCGCUCCUAGGGGGUUUUCUCGUCUUACGCGCGCCCCCUCAUGCAAAAUAGAAGUAGGUAAGAUACAGAUAGGUUCUUGUUGUACAGUUCUUGUUGUACAGAAGUUGUUGCGUGGAGCUUUUCCUCAGAUUUGAAGCAAAAUAUUAAUCUCUUAAAAGUAGCUGCUACUUUUUUUCUAAGUUUCUUAAGUCACGAAAGAAAGCAAGCAUCUAAUUAAAGGACGUCCAAACACCUCCUGUUAGGCACAUUCAUUCAUUCAUUCAUUCAUUCAAUCCAACUACAGACCACGUCGUCGAACGACCCUGCGGCGGACAAGUAUUUUCAUCGAUUACGGGAGAAAUUGCGCGAGAGCAUGCAAGGCUUUCUGCUCAUCGAGGAGUUUCGCUUACAUGGAAAUGCGAUUCAACGAUUGUCUGUGCAGUUGAAGACAUCACUUACAACGCAUUGUAAGAUCCAAAUACGAGCAAUCAAAACCCAUCUCCAUGCCGAACGUAUAUCUCCUCCUCUAGCGACCAUUGCAGAAAGCAGUAGUACUACAAAUGGUGGCGCGAGUAGCACUAGUAGCGGUGCAGCUUCAAGUUCAACUGAGACGCAAGCAGCUGGCUCAGCAUCUUCUGCAUCCCCUGGUAGCGCAACAGCGAAUGUUAAUGGUACUUCAAGUUCUAGUCCAGGUGGCACUUCAAGUUUUACUGGAGAAAAACAACAACAAGCUUCGUCAGAACCAACAUUGGCGCAAGUCGACCAAGCUGUCGCCUUGUGGUUGCAAGAGCUCAAUGAGCAUGCCCAGAGCGACGAGAAGAUUUCGCUGAUGGAUUUCAUCACGUUUGGGUACCAAAAGUGGAAGAUCCGGUUUGAGCACAUUUACCGUCAAUGUAGGGAGAUUCAAGGAUCAUCGAGUUCCCAUAACAGGAAUAGAGGCUCGGUGGAACCAGGAGAGUCCGUGCCAUCAUUGGAGGAGCAAGAAGCGAUCCGACAGUUUUUGGAAGGGAUUCCACUCUUUGCGAGGAUGAUACAAUGUACCUCCUGCUAAUUACAACAUACUAAACUGCAUCAGCGUUUUUCAAUGUAUGAAUAGGUCUUCGUGUUACCUAAUACAAGUGGAGCUGCUUCUUGUUCUUGACAACACAAUUAGAAAAAAUGCCUUGCAAAAGAUUUGACAAAUAAUUCUCAAAACAGCAAUGUCCGAGGAGAAUGGUGCACGACAAUCGUUUCUCAGUUGCAUUCGAAAACAACAUUUUCCACCUGGAAGCGAGGUCUUCCGCCAAUCGGAAAAAGGAAACGAAUUUUACAUUGUCCAAUCCGGUGUAGCGCAAGUGUGGGCGCAUGAAGAGAACUUUCUGAAGGUGGGGGAUAAAGUCCGGAAUAUCAAAGGUACGAUUAGGAGUGGCCUUUUUGGUUUGAAGCAUGGAUAGGAUUGGAGGUGAUUUUUGAUUUUUGAGUUUACUCAUACUUUUCGUUUUUUUUCUUGAGGUUGGUUCUUUUCUUUAAUGAAGAUUUUUACCUUUUUUUUUUACUUCACCGAACAAAACAGAAGUACAUUUCGGCGGUCGCAAAGUUCCCGUUGGUUCUCUUGCUGUCGUGGACAAGUUCGACCAGCAACGUGAGUAUCCUUACACGAUCCGUAUAGUCGAGACUGGC
Molecule: messenger RNA, 2574 nt
Organism: Amoebophrya sp. A25
Lineage: Eukaryota; Dinophyceae; Syndiniales; Amoebophryaceae
Source: the annotation of a GenBank genome assembly